Messenger RNA from Linnemannia hyalina, 1338 nucleotides. NCBI's taxonomy places the organism in Eukaryota, Fungi, Mortierellomycota, Mortierellomycetes, Mortierellales, Mortierellaceae. The record is from the annotation of a GenBank genome assembly.
AUGGACGAGCCAAUUCAAAAGAUGGAGAAGGACUGCUCGGCUAUCGUCGAGGCCCAGUUCCCAGAGAUUGAGGCCCAUGCCAAGAGCGGACAGAUCACCAAGUCUUUCGAGCAGCUGUUGGCUCUUGAGAAGCAGACCCGCUCUGCUGCUGAUCUCGCUUCCAGCACACGCGUUUUGAAAAAGUUUAUCCAGUUGACAUUCGAGGCUCAGGAUUGGAAGUUAAUGCAGGAGUACAUCGUCCUCCUCUCGAAGAAGCACGGCCAGUUGAAGCAGGCCAUCACAAGGAUGAUCCAGGAGUCGAUGGAGUGCCUCGAGAAGACCCCCGACAUGAAGACCAAGCUCGAGCUCAUCGAUACCCUCAGGACUGUCACAGACGGAAAGGUGUACUUGGAAGUGGAGCGCGCUCGUGUGACCCGUAUUCUUGCCAAGAUCAAGGAGGAGGAGGGCAACGUGAAUGAGGCGGCCGAUAUCAUGCAGGACCUUCAGGUCGAGACAUUUGGAUCGAUGGAGAAGCGCGAAAAGACCGAUUUCAUUCUGGAGCAGAUGCGUCUCUGCCUGCUGAAGAGAGACUAUGUCCGCGCCAACAUUAUCAGCAAAAAAAUCAACAUCAGAUAUUUCAAGGAGACCGAGGUCCAGGACUUGAAACUUCGCUUCUACGACUUGAUGAUUGAGUACUCUUUGCAUGAGAACGAGUACUUGCAAGCCUGCAAGCACUACCGGCAAAUCUACGAUACCCCUAUCGUCAAGGCAGACCCAGCGCAAGCCAAGAAGGCUGUUGAGAACGCAGUGUUGUUCGUUGUUCUUGCUCCUUUCGACAACGAGCAGUCUGAUCUGAUCCAGAGAGUGUACAUUGAGGCAGAUGAAGUCGAUACCCCCGUCUACAGGGACUUGUUGAAGUGCUUUAUUACCACGGAGUUGAUGCGCUGGGCCAUGAUUGAGCAGAUCUAUGGUCCCACAUUGGGCCAGAACACCGCUUUGGCUACAGGUGACGAGGCCGCCAGGAAGAGACUGAAGGAGCUCCACAACCGCGUCGUCGAACACAACAUUCGUGUGAUUGCCAAAUACUACACACGCAUUACGACGAAGCGUCUGACACAGCUGCUGGACCUGCCAGACAAGGAUUGCGAGGAGUUCUUGUCCAAGUUGGUUGUGUCCAAGACGAUCUAUGCCAAGAUUGAUCGUCCAGCGGGCCUUGUUUCGUUUGCGAAGUCCAAGCACGCCAACGAGGUUUUGAACGAGUGGUCGCGGGAUAUUAACAGCCUCCUUGGGUUGAUUGAGAAGACAUGCCACUUGAUUACUAAGGAAGAGAUCAUCCAUAGCAUCACCAAGGUCAUCUAA